Molecule: messenger RNA, 1816 nt
Organism: Cuscuta campestris
Lineage: Eukaryota; Viridiplantae; Streptophyta; Magnoliopsida; Solanales; Convolvulaceae
Source: the annotation of a GenBank genome assembly
CGCGAUCAAGUCUCAGAGCUUUCACCAGGCAAGUUCCUUCUCUUUCGCUUUUCAGCCCUCCGAGUCAAGUAAGCUUUCCUCCGAUCUCAACUUUCCUUCCCGGUUAUGUCUUCUUUUAGCGAUAGGAUUUCGUCCUCAGAGGACUUCUCCUCUGAGGACUCCAACUCAUCUUCCUCGACCGGGUCUUCUUCUCCUGACUCCAUGCCCGGUCAGGUUCCCAACUCCUAUAUCCCCGACCCGCAACCUGUUAAUCAGAUGCCCGGUGAAGUUUUUAUGGGAAGGGAUGAGCCGGUUGAUGAUGAACCGGGUCCCUAUGACCCUGAAAACGAAACCCGGGACGCGUGGGAGGAACGCCUCCAUGCCGCCGUCCUACCGGGCGGGUUUGGCUGCGAAGGUUUUGUGUUCUUCAAUGCCCGUACCGGUAGGAAGUUCAUUUCCGAAGUCCCCCAGAGUAACCGGAGAUGGAAGGAAAAAUUUGUUUUCAUCGAGUUUCCCCCCUUCGUCACUCCUUUUGCCGGUCUAAAAUGGAAUGACCAUCUUCUCGAUCAAGAGGACGCUGCACCGGCUUCCUCCCCUGACUUGGAAGCAAGUCUUGAAAUCCUUAUGUACGGCGAUCCAUACACCGGGAGGGUCUUCCACUAUGGGAGCUGGGUUUGGCGGGUUGAAUCGGGUGGUGAGGGUACCUCCCAAGCCCAUGAAGCAGCGGGGCGCGGGGUACCCUCCCCGGGCAACACUGCAGAGGCUGAGGGCCAAAACCACCCAGAUAUGGAGUUCGAGAAGUUUGCCAUUCCCGAUGACCAACCAGCGGGAGAAACUGGGGGCUCCCAGGCCAACCCUACCAAAACCUUCCCGGUCAAUCAAGAGACCGUGGAGAUUUUGGAUGAGGACGAACCGCAAGACUACCGGUCUAAGGGUAAGGAAAAAGAGAAGACCGGUCGUCGGACCAAGAAGGUGGCCACCAACCAUCCCUCUGCCAUGAACAAGAGGCAGAGGACAGAUCCUGGUGCGGCCCAUCAGACCGUGGAGGAAGCAUACAUCAACCUCGGUCUGCGGUUGAGGGAGGUUGGGGAGAUUGGGCCCAUCACCGCCGACCGGUUAGGAAUGGACUCUCCAACCGAGGUGGCCAGGCUGAAGAAGAAGAACGGAGAGCUGGCCCUCAUCCUAAAGAGCCAAACGGAUGAGCUGGCCAAGUUGUCAAAGAUGGCCAGGUCCUUUGGGGCAGAGAACACCCGGUUGAAGGAGGAGAACGGCCAGCUGCUGGACGAGGUCUCCGAAACAAAAAGGGAGAUGGCGGAGAAGGAAGAAAACUUCCCCGGGCGCGCAGCUGCCUGGGUUGAGGAAAACAAGGCCGAAGCUGCCCGGGUGCUGACAGCGAGCCCAGAGGCCACCAUGGAAUCCUUCAGGCUUCUAUACCGGGAGCCUGAAGGAAAGAAGAUGAUAAUGGCAAUUGGGUCCUUCAGAUUCAAAAGCGGCCAGAAGAAAGACCGGGCAACCUCCCACCGGAUCCUCUUGAAGAGAGACCCGGCCUUCACCGCGGCUUCCUACGGCCUGGCUCCCAUCCCAGAGGAAGAGCCAACUCCCCCUUUUCCCCUUGACUGAUCUCCCCGGCUGCGCCCGAUUGAAUUAUCUUGUAAAACUUCGAACUCAUUUCCCGGGAAUGCCCGGUGUAUCUGUAAACAUUUAACAUUCUUGUUCCGUUUGAAUGCCAUGUUUAAUUCCCUUACCGGUUAAUCUUCCAUAUCUGCUUGCUUGUUGAUUUAUACUUUGCUCUUACUCCUUAUAAAUUCUGACCGGUAAAUAAAUCAGACCACUUCUC